Molecule: messenger RNA, 1341 nt
Organism: Danio aesculapii
Lineage: Eukaryota; Metazoa; Chordata; Actinopteri; Cypriniformes; Danionidae
Gene: hoxd12a
Product: homeobox D12a
Exons: 2
Coding region: 37-834 (265 amino acids)
Biological process (GO): regulation of DNA-templated transcription
Molecular function (GO): sequence-specific double-stranded DNA binding; DNA-binding transcription factor activity, RNA polymerase II-specific
Source: RefSeq, a predicted model, not a curated record
ACGGUUUUAAGAAGCGUUCUUGCGAGCUCGUCAGAAAUGUGCGAGCACAAUCUCCUUAGUUCUGGCUAUGUCGCUCCCCUUUUGAAUUUUCACUCGCCAGACUCCCUGUACCUCCAAAACUUGCGAGGCAAUGGAGUGCAUCUAUCCGGGCUCCCGCAGAUGUCCUACAGUAGAAGAGAGGUGUGCUCGCUCCCGUGGAGCUCUUCAAAUUCGUGCACUGCUCCGGCCCAGAGCCGCGCCUACAGUGGCUACUCUCAGCCGUUUUUCAGCAAUUCAGCCGCUGUGAGCGCUAGCCUCAACACCCACAAAAAGGGCUCGCUGGAGGAAUCCGGGAGGUACUACUUCCAAGAUGUCAGCCACAAAUCAGAGGAGCCAGGUCGACCUAAUGCAGCUUACGCAAGUGAGCAGAGGAUCGCCAGCUCUGCCAGCAAUGGACUUUCAAACCUGGAAAGGCGACAGCUGAACACUGUUGCACCCAAUGAACUGAGCUGCAUUGAACAGCCAGAGAGCGAUGCUUCAAAACAGUCUGUCAGCUCCAGCGCUCCAUUCCAGCCGUCACUGAGCGCCCAGAAUAUCAGACCAGCCUUCAGCGAUGGACUGCCGUGGUGUCCCUCGCAGGUGAGGUCAAGAAAAAAGAGAAAACCUUACACGAAGCCCCAGCUAACCGAACUGGAGAACGAAUUUAUGAUGAACGAGUUUAUAAACCGACAGAAACGGAAGGAGCUUUCGGACAGAUUGGAACUGAGUGAUCAGCAAGUCAAAAUCUGGUUUCAGAAUCGCAGGAUGAAGAAAAAAAGACUCAUGAUGCGCGAGCAUACCUUCACUAUAUACUAAGAUUUUUGAUGUAACUGGAUUUUUUGGGGAUCCUUCAUACAAGUGACUUUUUACGCAGAUCAAAAUACAUUAUAUCUAUUUAACUGGAGAUUAAUAUUUACCAAACACCGAUUAAAAGCGAUUUAUUAUUCAGUCGGAAUAUUCUGAGCUUCUAUUUAUUUCCACAGUAUCACUGCAUGUGUAUGUGUCUGGUGGUGGUGUAAAACGAGAAUCCGAAUGAUGUAUAUAGCCGAAAGAAGUGAGCUUCAUGGUUAAGAACCACAGCAAAUUUAGGCUCGUGUAUGUUGGAUUAAAAACAUACAUUCUGGCGUCAUUAAAACUACACUGGGCAGCUAAUAUAGCUAACUGGGUCAUUAAAUUUUCAGAUCUUCCAUAAUUGUGUUAAAAACCUAAUGUGUAUCUUGCGCCCUGAAUACGUUUUGUUUUGGUUUUUAACCAAAGGUGUAUUGCUAAAUAUUUAUUAAAUGUUGUAAAUUCUGCCUUAUAAUAAACUUUUGCAUUCUUGUG